AAGAAAAAUAUGAUGGUGGUUUGGUUUUGAAUCCAAGAAAAAAUCCAAAUAAUCGCCCUGUUGCUAAUGUAGAUUUUACAUCUUAUUAUCCAAAUACCAUAAUCACGAAUAAUAUUUUUUUAGAUACUUGUGUAAAUAUUGAUUCACAAGAAGAAAAUCUAAAUGUGAUAAUUGAUAAUGGAAUAGUUUAUGAUAAAUUUAGACAACAUAAUAAUGAAGAAACAAAAAUGAGAUUAAUGCCAUUGAUCAAAAAAAAUAUGAAAAAAGCCAAAAACAAACAAGAAUAUUCUUAUUAUAAUUCUUUACAAAAUGCUCUUAAAACAAUUGCAAAUUCUAUUUACGGUGAAACUG
This is a messenger RNA of Racocetra fulgida, 351 nucleotides long. The record is from the annotation of a GenBank genome assembly. NCBI's taxonomy places the organism in Eukaryota, Fungi, Glomeromycota, Glomeromycetes, Diversisporales, Gigasporaceae.